AGAGUGGUUAGAGAGCAGUUGAAGAAAGAAAGAAAAAAAAAUAAAGAAUAUAUCAUCUUCCUCUGCCCAAUUCCUCUGUCUCUUUCACUUAUUAAAAAAAAGAUUCAAAGUAUAUUAUAUAAUCUUUUGGUAUAUUUAUUUGGCACCACAACACAAUUAAUUCCACUACCAAAUUCAUUUCCAAUAACCAUUCUCUUCAUUUUUUUUCUUUUAUUGCAAUGAAAGAACCAUCAUCAAAACCAUGGAGACCAUUCACAUCAAAUUGUUGCACAACUGAAAACCAAACAAUUCUUAGAAACUUCAGUAGGUGCAAACCAUCACGUUCAGAUUAUUCUAAGAACAUUGCACCUUUACCAUCUUUUAGAAGACUAUCUUUUUCCGAUCUUAGCCGUUCGUCUUCGACACGAAUUAAUGAAGAUCUUGCACUUUCUUUUGGUUCUGAUUUGUUUGAUUUUCAGCUGAGUGAACUUCGCGCCGUUACGCAGAAUUUUUCGAGUAAUUUCUUGCUUGGUGAAGGUGGUUUUGGAACUGUUCAUAAAGGUUAUUUUGAUGAUAAUUUUAGACAAGGUUUGAAGGCACAACCUGUUGCUGUUAAGCUUUUGGAUAUUGAAGGUUUACAAGGACAUCGUGAAUGGCUUGCAGAAGUGAUUUUUCUUGGUCAGCUAAGACAUCCCAAUUUGGUGAAGUUGAUUGGAUAUUGUUGUGAGGAUGAAGAAAGACUACUUGUCUAUGAAUUCAUGCCAAGGGGAAGCUUAGAGAAUCACUUGUUCAGAAGAUUAACAUCACUACCAUGGGCAACAAGGUUAAAAAUUGCAAUAGGUGCUGCUAAAGGCCUUUCUUUCUUGCAUGGAGCUGAGAAACCUGUCAUUUAUAGAGAUUUCAAGACUUCCAAUGUCUUACUUGAUUCAGACUUUACAGCAAAAUUAUCAGAUUUUGGACUUGCAAAAAUGGGGCCAGAGGGAUCAAAGUCACAUGUUACGACAAGAGUUAUGGGUACUUAUGGAUAUGCAGCCCCAGAAUACAUCUCAACAGGGCACUUGACUACAAAAAGUGAUGUCUACAGCUUUGGAGUAGUCCUGCUAGAACUGCUAACAGGAAGGAGAGCAACAGACAAAACAAAGCCAAAGACUGAGCAAAACCUUGUGGAUUGGUCAAAGCCUUAUUUGAGUAGCAGUAGGAGAUUGAGGUACAUUAUGGAUCCAAGGCUUUCAGGCCAAUAUUCUGUGAAGGGUUCAAAAGAGAUUGCACAUUUGGCAUUACAAUGCAUAAGUUUGCAUCCUAAAGAUAGACCAAGAAUGGCAAUGAUUGUUGAAACACUUGAAAGUUUGGAACAGUUCAAGGAUAUGGCAGUUACUAGUGGACAUUGGCCUAUAUCAUCAAAAUCUACUAGAAAUGGAGGCUCUAUUAAUAAUAAGUUGAAAACUAGAGUAAGUGCAAAUCAGAAGAAGCAGAUGGUUCCAGUUAAGAGCAUAAAAACUUGAUUAGUACCGAUUAUUAGAAGUGUGUUUUUUUUUCUUUUUCUUUUUUAAUUAAGUGGAAAGUAUCACAUGUGGUAUGGCUAGAGUGAUUCUGAAGCCACCCUAGAUUGUGAAAAUGUAUAAAAUAUAUAUAAUGUAUAUGUGCUGUAUGCAUGCAGUGUAAACUGUAUAUUAUAUAAUAAAAUCUUCCUUUCCUUUGACA
This is a messenger RNA of Cicer arietinum (chickpea), 1680 nucleotides long. Its product is annotated as probable serine/threonine-protein kinase PBL15. The record is from RefSeq and is a predicted model, not a curated record. Gene Ontology annotation, biological process: protein phosphorylation. Gene Ontology annotation, molecular function: ATP binding; protein kinase activity. NCBI's taxonomy places the organism in Eukaryota, Viridiplantae, Streptophyta, Magnoliopsida, Fabales, Fabaceae.